This is a messenger RNA of Didymodactylos carnosus, 864 nucleotides long. The record is from the annotation of a GenBank genome assembly. NCBI's taxonomy places the organism in Eukaryota, Metazoa, Rotifera, Eurotatoria, Philodinida, Philodinidae.
AUGUCACACUACGAAGGACAAAUUGUAAAUUCAUUUUAUGAUUGCUUCUUAAUAUCCUGGUGGUCCCAUCCAUUUACUCCACCGUUGCCUUGUCUGAAAGAUCGUGUACUUGCAGAUGACAAUCGGAAUAAAAGCAAUUUUCAGUUUGGCGAUGAUAGUCCUACAACGAAGUUUAUAAAAAAUCAAACAUUGUAUGCCGUAGCUCGUGCACGUCAGAUAUUACAAAAUCAUACAAAUUUGGAUGAAACAGAAUUCAUUUACGAACAUGAUAAACUAGAAAAUGUUAGUAAAGCUGAGAAAGCUAAAGAAUUUCAUAAAGUUGUUGAACAAGUUAUGAGAGUGCAUAAAGCACUACAACAAGAAAAAGAAUCGCCACUAACACAACAUUUUAAUAGUGUAUCAAAAUAUCCUUGUGCAAUGUCGAGUGAAAUCUCAUCGCCAGACUUAGAAUUACUUGCAAUUGAUUUUUGCCCAUUCAUAUUUCAUCAGCCACAUGAGCCAUUUCCCAUUGCACUCGUUAAUCGUCUUCCAUCAGGUACACCAGGACAUGAAUCAAAGCAAGUACCACAAAAUGCAGCAUGGCUCGGAGCAUUUAAAUAUGCACAACGAAACAUUUUUAUUCAAAGUCCAACAUUGAAUGCAUCAUCAGCUAUUAAAGCAAUUCUUGAAGCAUGCAGACGUGGUAUAAAAGUUGAGUUAUACCUCGACUUAGGAUUCAACGAUUUAGCUGAAGGAUAUUUUCCAUUUCAAGGUGGAACAAACGAACAUGUAGUACGAAGUUUAUUUAAGGAGUUAAAGAAGGAUAGAAAGGAUGAUGUGGUAAAUAACUUAGCAGUUUAUUGGUAUGUUGGAAAAGGUAUGUAA